Messenger RNA from Pseudozyma flocculosa PF-1, 705 nucleotides. RefSeq lists its product as uncharacterized. Gene Ontology annotation, molecular function: peptide-methionine (R)-S-oxide reductase activity. The record is from RefSeq and is a predicted model, not a curated record. The transcript is spliced from 2 exons. NCBI's taxonomy places the organism in Eukaryota, Fungi, Basidiomycota, Ustilaginomycetes, Ustilaginales, Ustilaginaceae. The coding region runs from base 1 to 705 and encodes 234 amino acids. Gene Ontology annotation, biological process: response to oxidative stress; protein repair.
AUGCUGCUCGCUCGCAGCCUCUCGCACAGCGCCACCCGACACGCCACACGCGCCACCUCGCUCGACGUCGCCAAGCUGCGUCCCACCUCGCUCCUCGCCACCGCCACCGCUCUCAUCGCGCUGCACCAGCCCGUUCCCGCGUCGUCCCUGAGCUUCUCCCCCUUCUCAACGAAUCCUCACUCGCAGCAGCAGCAGCAGCAGCACCAGCACCAGCGCGCCUUCUCCCUCUGGUCCCGCCCCGCCGCCUCAUCCAACAAGAUGGGAUCCAGCGCCUCGUCCGCCGUCGAUCCCGCCUCGUUCCCAAAGGGCAAGCCGGACUCAGAGUGGCGCGCCCAGCUCUCGCCGGAGCAGUUCCGCAUCCUCCGCCAAAAGGGCACCGAGAUGGCCGGCACGGGCAAGUACAACAAGCACGCCGCCCAGGGCGUCUACACGUGCGCCGGCUGCGACACGCCCCUGUACAAGUCGACGACCAAGUUUGACAGCGGCUGCGGAUGGCCCGCCUUUUUCGACGCCAUCCCCGGCGCAAUCGACCGACACGUCGACCGCACCUUUGGCAUGGAGCGCAUCGAAAUCACCUGCAAGGCCUGCGGCGGUCACCUCGGCCACGUCUUCAAGGGCGAGGGCUUCCCCACCCCCACCGACGAGAGGCAUUGCGUCAACUCGGUCUCGCUCAACUUCAACGACGACCUCAACAGCGGCAAGUAG